UCUGGAGGUGCAGCACAGGAGGGUUGCUACGUUCAUUAAGAGGCAGCUUUCAAGAUUGUUCACAGAUUUUUAGUGAAGAGGUAUUGCCAAGAUUUAAACAUUCCAGCCGGUCUGAGAAAGUGAAUACUUGCCCUUUGUGCUGCAUAGCCGAAUUAAUCCACAAAAAAAACAGUCCCGUGAGAGUUCUUAAUGCAAGCUGAUGGUUUGGUUUACAGUAUAUCUCCAUUUCCAGAAUGUCGCAAUCGACAGUGCAGCCAAAUAAUGAGUGCCUGCUUCUACUUAAUGCAGAGGAAGUUUUCGUGAUUCACUGCUUGCUUUUUAGCUCGCUGUCCUUUUUCGCGGUAAACAUUUCAUGUUCCAGAUAAAGUACAUUUGCUUGAACAAUCAACAUUCAAUUUUGGAAGAACUUAUCCUUUCCUGAUCUUGUUUCUUGAAAGUAAUUAUGUACUGUUGCUAAUGUCAGAUCAAUGUUCUGAAGGACUCUAAUUGGAAAUAUUUGAAAUGAGCUUGCAUGCCAACAACUGCAAUGGGAUGGAGGAAUCUUUGCACAAUACAAUACAUGGUUCUCAUCGGCCUGUUUUGAUCAGUGACGCAAAUGGCAACAAACAUUGCUCUAGUGCACAAAUAGCUCCUGAAACACUCCAUGUUGCAACCAAGUUGACUAUUGAAAACUGUAUGAUCUCAGAUAUGCAAAUGUUUCCAUGUAAUAACAAUGUCGGGGCAAUCUUAUCAGACCAAAAAGCCUGUGGGCUCCAGGAUAAAGCUAGACUUGAAUUAGAAGUGGCUGAAGACCAUCUCUGUGAUGGAGUUACUAAUUCUCAAAGUAGCUCUUCAGAUCAGUACAUGACAGCAAAUUUGAGUUGCAACUCUGAGAGCUCUGCUACAAUAACAGAUCCUGGCUGGUGUACGCAAACACGCAAAUUGAGUAACUCCAUCAAAAGCAAGCUACCUUGCGUUGAACCCCUUGGUGGAAAUCAUGCUACAGAUAUUGUGCAAAAGUUAAACUCUUGUGUUACAAAUGAAGCAUAUCUUCAGAAAGCAGAGCAUGUUUCAGGUAACAGCUCGAACUUUGAUACAGUUGGUAAUACCAUUGAUAAAAGUAUAGGAAUUAAAAAGCCCAUGGAAAAUUUAGAAUAUUCAAUAUUGCCUUGUGAAACAGAGUUGGAAAUGAAAGGUGUUAGUCUUGGCAGCACUGAGCAUGAAUUGAGUGUGGCUGUCCUUGAAUCAUCAGUAUUUUCUAAUAGUUCAUAUGAUCCAAUUGUGUCAGAUCAGUCGCUGGAUGUCUUCGAAUCUGCAGGUGAAAGUGAGCUGAUGGAUGAUGUGCUAACUACUCAUCAACUGCCAAUAGAAGUCACCUUUAAUUCCAAAGACACUCUUGAAGGGCUAUCAAAUCGGCAACAAGUCGUAGAUGAAGGAGAGCAAGUGCAUUGUCAAACAGAAUUAAGUCAGAGUACUGGAUUCUCUCUCAGCCCUUGCCAAAAUCCUAAUCAGAACUGCAUGGAGAGAGUAGAUCGUGGUAUAAGCAGUACCACUGAUGACCAAUAUAUGAAAUAUCAAUCAAAAGAAAUGGUAGAUGAGCAGUCGGUAGCUGCAAAUGAACAAAGCUGUGACGUCGACAGCAAGAAACCAAUGAGAAUGGCUACAGCUGAAAGGCAUGAAGUUGAAGCUUGUAGAAAGCCAGCUGACCCUGCAAUGAAUGCCACUUUUAUAGUGUUGCAGGAAACAAAUAAUGCAAAAUCUGCAUGUGAAACUAUCAGUUGGAAUGCUGAUGCACAGGAAUGUGCACCACAAGCAGGGGAUGUAACUGAAGAAACGUUUUUAAUUUCAAAUACAACAAUUCAUGAAGAUGGAAGUUCAUAUUCUCAAACAUCAACCCCUUUACCAGAGUCCACAACAGCUUUUUUCAGCUCCCCAUUUCUGAAUCCAACUGGGAGAAGUGUUAGGAGGAGUGGUUCGACAACUGCAGGAGAGUCUCCAACUAACUUGCAGUUGCAGCCAAAUGCAAGGGACCCAAUACAGAAGCAUUGUGGGAAAGUAAAACAUAAUGCAAAUAUGAAAGCAAAAUUGACUAAAGUGGAGAUAAAAUGUUACCCCAAGCCUAAUUUUAAUUAUGUCAAACCUAAAGUUGUAUCUAGAAUUCAGAUGAAUUUGCCACCAAAAAAUGUCCCCCCUUCAUCAGAGGGUUCAUCAAAAAAUAUUCCAAAAUCCAUCUGUUCCAUCGCAUCACCUUGGACUCCAGGUUCUCAAUCUUCACCUGAAGCCUUGAAUAAGGAUCAGCUUUCAAAAUCAGCAUCUGAACCAAAGUCAGCAGUCUUGAAAUUGCAGAGUCUUGGUUUUAAGAAAACUCUUCCCACAAACAAGCAACCAAUUUUGACUGGAGAAAAGAUCUCAAAAUGUAGUUGUAAGAGUGCUCAAACCCCAACAGCUUCAAAAUUGACUUUAAUUGAUGGAGCAUCAAGUCAAGUACACAACUCAUUGCACUACUCAAAGCCAUCACUUUCCUCUGCAAGCACAGCUCAUGAACUUAAUAAAACUUUUCACUAUGAUGGAAGGGAGAGAGCAAAUCUUGCAAAGCAUGAUGCUCCUGUUGUUGAAAAACCAAGAGCCAGAUGUACAAGUUUGGCAGGUGCAACAGAUCGUGGAGUUGGUUAUAAUGUUCCAGUUUCCAAGGCUACAUUGGAGAAGACUCGCGCCACUGAAGAAGUUGCUUUAACUAAAUCUGCACCCAGUGAUGAUAAAGUUGGACAGAGACUAUAUUUCAGCAAUAAGAGGAGCCUGCCUAUGCCGUCUCAGUCUGCAAAAUUAAGAGUGCCGUCUUCUGUGUCAAAAUCGUCUCCGGAAAGUGUGAAGGAUGGCCACACAAGUGUCAUACAGUGUCCAACAAAUAAACAGCUACUGCUAUCUGAGGAACAAAAAGUUGCUUCUAUUAAAGCAAAACCAAGGCUUGGAUUAGUUAAAGCCACUUCAAACUUGGGAUGUAAAACAGUAAAAGGCACAUUCAACUCUAAACUGCCUGUUCCAACUUCUGGGUUGAAACGAGUCAACAGCUUGUCAUCAAACAGCAGUGGCUUGUCAAUUCAAAGCACAUGCAGUAGUAAAGCUACAGUUGCUUCAGUUCAUCACAGAGGAGAUGGUUCAAGGGAACGUAUACUCUCUGCAUGUUCCAACCGUAUUCAAAAUCAAUCUGUUUCAGUGCUAAAAAAUAAGUCUGCAUCUGUAAAGUCUCCAUGCAAAGGAGCAUGGAGAAAUGUGAACAGUGUGAGCAAGAUUCUUCCAGGAUCUGUCCCAAGGUCUGCAAGGCAAUUGAGCACUCCAAGCAAGCUAAAAGCUGAUAGAACUUGGGUAAAGUCUAGCUCCACACAGAAGACAGGCUCCCGAACUAAUCUGUCAACCCAGGCCACAGAUUUGCGCUCCAUCGAGAAGAGGACCCCUGGGCUGCUACACUACAAAACUACAUGUGAGAAGCAGGUUGCCUCAAUUGCAAAGCUGAAAGAACUAUUAAAAACAAGUAACCAAAGAUGCGAAGCUAUUGCAAUAGUGGUUCAGUGUCUUCAAGUCCAGAAGGAGGAAGCGGGCAAACGGCACAAGGAGUUGUCUCAGGAGUUGCUUACUUUGCAUCAUGAACUAGAGACAAGGAACUCGACAUGUGCUCAAUUGGCAAAGGAUCGGGAAGAACUCCAAAAAAAAUAUGAAGGAGUCAUUCAAAAGCUGUCUGAAGAACACCAGAAUGAGCUUAAAGAUUUGGAAGAAAGACUGAAACAGCUUUUCAAUGCAGAGAAGGAGCAUUUAGAGCAAAACUUCAAAAAAGAUGUGGAAAUUCUGCAAGAACAGCUGCAAAAGGAGGUUGAAAGCUUAACCUCCAAGCAUGAAGCCCAUAAACUAGAACUUGUUGCAACCCAUGCAAAGAACCUGGAGUCCCUCGAGAGAGACUAUCAACAGUCUUUGGCAGAACUGACAAGAUCACAUGAGCUGGACCAGAAGACACUGGAAGAGAACUUUAAAGAGAGACAAUUGCUGUUUGAGGAAGAAAUUGCAAAACUGAAUGAGGAAAAUGAUUCUUUGAAAGAAGAAAUUAAAACAAAAGAAAUGGCAAAAGUACAAAUGCAGAAAGAUCAAAAGGUUGACCCCCUGGGUCUGUAUUUGGAGCAAGAACUGGAAAGUCUAAAGGCGGUGCUUGAAAUAAAAAAUGAGAAAAUACAUGAUCAAGAGAAAAAGCUGAUGCAGAUGGAAAAACUGAUGGAAAAGCAUAUUGUGCUGGAUGAAAAGCUUAAAAUUGUACUUCAAGAAAAUGAAGACUUAAAAGCUCGAAUGGACAAACAUAUAGCUGUGUCCAGGCAAUUAUCGACAGAGCAAGUGGUUCUACAAGAGUCAUUGCAGAAAGAAUCAAAAGUCAACAAGCGUUUAUCUAUGGAAAAUGAAGAACUUUUAUGGAAACUGCAAAAUGGAGAUGUUCUUAGCCCUAAAAAGUUAUCACCAAGUUCCUCUUUCUCCUUUCAAUCUUCCAGAAAUUCGACAUCCUCAUUUUCUGGCCCUGCACCCUCACCAAGGUGACGCAUCCCAAAUUUUUACACCAUUAAUUAUUGGGACAAACAAGGGCUAUUGGAUUUUGAACAUGGCAAACAAAAUACUGUUCUAUUAUAUGGUGUAAGACUAUGGAAAGCAUUGUUUUUAGUAUCUAUAAUUGUGUAUGAUCUGUAUAUAAAACAUGUUGCACAGAGCACUUAAUAUAAACAGCAAGAAUCUUGCUUUUGCCUUUUUGCCUAUUAAAAUGAAACUCAGGGCAUGUAGAUUACUUUUAGCAAAUCUGAGUAUUCCUCAUUUGUGUAAAAACAUUUGUCUGGUAAACAGACGAUUGAAGUUAAGUACUGAGGAUCACCUUCAUGGUGAGCUGACAGGAUGUUGCUUGAAUUUUUUCCAGCAAAGUGAUUAAGAUAGUGUUGGAGGAACUGGGAGAUAUCUAGAUGAAACUUGGUUGUAAAAAAUGUCAGGAAAUGCUUGUGCAGUAUAUAGUCCUUGAUCUCUGUUUAAAACUGGGUAGAUGCCCUGUGUACAGAUUUAAAUUCUUUUGGAAGCUAAUGGCCGGAAAAUAUAAUAUCAUGGAGUUCAACAUUUGCUGUUUUUAUAAUGCAAAAAGAUGCUAUCAAAUUAUCUAAGCACUUAAGCAAUAUUAAAGGAACAUUUAAUGUUAGACUAGAAAUGCAAGUAGAGCACUUAAAUCCUGAUUCCACCUUUGCAAUAUCUGGCUGCAUAUUGCUUGCAUUCAUUCAGUUGUGAUGAAUUUUGAGGAAUUUCUGGGACAGGUCUGCAUUUGUCUGCUCAAUCGUGCUACAGGGAAGCAAAUUAUUCCACCCUUGAGCUGUGUCGUUAAUGGUUUUAAACAUGUCUCUGCAUGGUUCAUGGAGGCUGUAGUUCUAAUCAACCCAGAAAAGCUAUUUGUUUUGGUCACAGUAUUAUGAAUUUAGUCUUUGUAAUGGAUAAUGAGUUCAACCUGGGACACUGCCGUAGAAUGUCGCAAGUGUUUAUAAUCAUAAUGAAAAGUAGUAAAAUUGUGAAAUACCAAGUGUCAAAGUUUGACUUGACCUGAAAAUCGCACCAUUCUCUUGAGGGGAGAGAUUUGUAGUUUUCUGGAACUUGCCUCCAUUGAAUUUGUUGCUGGACAUCUAGGUGAUCAUUUCAAUCUUUUCUCUGCCUUUUUUGAAUGGCUUGUGAAUCUAGAGCCCCAUGUAGAUCCCCCAAUGGCCAGCAAUAGAGCCCAAUCAUGCUGGUUUUGAGAAUUUGUUAGAACUCUAUGGGCCUGGAAGUUGAAAUAUCUUACUGUUAUUUUGGUAGAUUAAACCCAAAUCAAAAUGAUCUUAGUUUUGGCAACCAAGUGCAAAUUAAUGACACUGAUUUUUAAAUUUUAUUAUGUGGUCAUGGCAGCUCCAUUAUGCAUGAAUGCAAUACAGACGAGCAUGGCGUUCUUUUCAGAAUCUUGGUAAAAUAAAUGAUUGUCAUCUUGCAAUUGUUCAAAUUAUACUUUAGUUCUUUCUAUCGAUCUUAUUUAUUAUUCUUGAAGACACCUCCAUGAGCUGCUGAAUUCCAAAGAAAUUGAGAUUAAAUCAUUAGAAAAAUGGUCAAAUAUGGCCUAAAUUUUGUGAUUGUUAUAUUGGAUAUGUGAGUGGACCCAUUCUACUGUAUUGAUGUGUGUAUUUAAAGUGAGACUUGCUGUUUAUGAACUUCCCCAAUUGAAAAUUGGCUUUUGCCUUCAGUGUUCUCAAUUUUGUCUUGAUGUAUACUGAUUUACAAUUCACUUUCCAAAUUAAUCAGGUAUGUAGAGUUUUAUCAGAUUUGAGUUUCUGUUGCAUAAUACAAGAUGCAUCAAUUUCUCAGGCAAAUCAUGUUAAUUUUAAGUAGAACGGCAUUUGUUACUGAUCUGUGUACUAUUCUCUUUAUACACUGGAUUAAAAGGAGGAACCUCGAUCGCUGUUGUAAAUUCUGUAUUGUAAAUUCAUUUAACUUAUAAAUUGAAAUCAAAAGCCAGAAAAUUGGAUUUAUUGGUGGUUCUCAUUUCUAUGCAAUGUCAUCCCACUAGCUGAUAACUAUGCUGAUGGGAAUCUGCAAUAUUAAAGAUGUUAACUUUCUAAUCAAAACAUUCCAAUAUUCAUACAGCUUUUCAAGUAACACACCCAAUGCCUUUACUAAUUUUUCAUCCAGUUUUGGUACUAUAUAGUCAAGUCUUGUUUUGUCAGUUGAAGAAAUUUUCCUUUGAAGAAAGAAAAUAUCCGCCUAAUUUCAAUAUGAACUUUGAAUAAUCAUCUUAACCCUAGCUGUAAAUCAACUGAGUUCAAAGGUGUUUCUAGCAUUUGAUAGGCCAAUUGUUAUUUGUGCAGUUCAUUGUGAGUUGGCAUUUUCUUUACUACAGAUUUAUUUUUGAAACUCAUUUAUGCAUGUGGGAGAGGCCUGGAGUUUCUUGUUGCAGAGGAACACUAGUUAUUGGUUGAUCAUACUUGUAUUAUUUGGACAUGUUAGUUUAAAAAAGGAUGUUUCCUUUUGUGAACCAUUUUGUAAUGCAUAAUUAAGAAACCUUCCCAUAUGCUGAUGCUUGUUGGAUGGUUUUAGGUACUUGCAAUAUUUUAACUGGCAUAUCCUUAGAACCUUGUCUAUUUUGUUAUAGAAAUUGCCCAUCUUCAAAGUAUUAAUUUUUGGGUAACAUUCUUUGACAAUUAGUGCAACAAAAUCCAAGAUGAGUUUAUAAUUUAUACUUUCUGCAAACUUGAUGCCCAAGGCAAAAAGGGCAAUGGUUAGUUGAAAUACUUUCUCAAAGCUUGUAAACAUUUUGAUUUCAUUCUACAUGUACUUUGUGCAUUGAUCACUUUUAAUCUUUUGCGUAGUAAAUGUACUUGUUGCUUCCUUGUUGA
Molecule: messenger RNA, 7397 nt
Organism: Pristis pectinata (smalltooth sawfish)
Lineage: Eukaryota; Metazoa; Chordata; Chondrichthyes; Rhinopristiformes; Pristidae
Gene: mtus1b
Product: microtubule associated tumor suppressor 1b
Exons: 15
Coding region: 502-4551 (1349 amino acids)
Cellular component (GO): nucleus; cytoplasm
Molecular function (GO): microtubule binding
Source: RefSeq, a predicted model, not a curated record